Coccidioides immitis RS is the source of this 1406-nucleotide messenger RNA. RefSeq lists its product as uncharacterized. The transcript has 2 exons. NCBI's taxonomy places the organism in Eukaryota, Fungi, Ascomycota, Eurotiomycetes, Onygenales, Onygenaceae. Bases 1 to 1182 code for a protein of 393 amino acids. The record is from RefSeq and is a predicted model, not a curated record.
AUGUUUGCAUAUGGCACAUUGAAAACAACUCAGAAAAGAAUAUAUGUUAUUGCUUUGCCUUCCUGGAUAUUCCAUGACCUUGAAGGAACUAAGGUCCCGUUCAAGCAAUCGGUUCGAAGUCUCGAGCAUAACUUUGGCCCUAUCCGGGUUUUCCUAAUUCUUAGGUGGACGGAGUUUGGAAGGCUUCGAAGCUGGUAUGCGUUUAGAAUGCAAUGGGGUCCCUACGGCGACUGGAACCGCCGGGAGGACCGCCUGGGCCACCAGGACCACCGGGACCACCGGGAGGACCGCCUGGGCCACCAGGACCACCAGGACCACCAGGACCGCCGGGAGGACCGCCUGGGCCACCAGGACCACCAGGACCACCAGGACCGCCGGGAGGACCGCCUGGGCCACCAGGACCAUCAGGAGGACCACAUGGAGGACAUUCUGGGGGGCCAUCGGGAGGACCGUCUGGAGGACCACAUGGAGGACAUUCUGGGGGACCAUCGGGAGGACCGUCUGGAGGACCACAUGGAGGACAUUCUGGGGGACCAUCGGGAGGUCCGUCUGGAGGCCCAUCUGGAGGACCACAUGGGGGACAUUCUGGGGGACCACCGGGAGGACCACCGGGACCACCGGGAGGACCGCCUGGGCCACCAGGACCACCAGGACCACCGGGAGGACCACCGGGACCACCGGGAGGACCGCCUGGGCCACCAGGACCACCAGGACCACCGGGAGGACCGCCUGGGCCACCAGGAGGACCACCAGGACCACCAGGACCACCAGGAGGACCGCCUGGGCCACCAGGACCGCCGGGAGGACCGCCGGGACCACCAGGAGGACCACCAGGACCGCCUGGGCCACCAGGACCGCCGGGAGGACCGCCGGGACCACCAGGAGGACCACCAGGACCACCAGGACCACCUGGACCGCCGGGAGGACCACCGGGACCGCCGGGAGGACCGCCUGGGCCACCAGGACCAUCAGGAGGGCCACAUGGAGGACAUUCUGGAGGCCCAUCUGGAGGACCACAUGGAGGACAUUCUGGGGGACCAUCGGGAGGACCGUCUGGAGGCCCAUCGGGAGGACCGUCUGGAGGACCACAUGGAGGACACUCUGGGGGUCCAUCGGGUGGACCGUCGGGAGGGCCACAUGGAGGGCAAUCUGGAGGAGGCGUACCCUGAGCGACUCGUCUGACAAGGCUGUAAUCUGAAGAAGUGUGCGAAGUAGGUGCCGAGAUGGCCCCGAUAGCCAGCAGGGCCAUCACAACAAGUUGAAACUGCAUGAUGGAAAAAGAGCCGCAGCUAAAAGAUCAAAGGAUAAUGGCAAAGAAGAAAGAGAAGCAAAUGUAUUUAGGCCGUCCUCAUGUACUAUCGUUUGCUUGGUUGUUUCGUCCUGGCAGGCUCAAGUUGGAGGGAGAA